Closterium sp. NIES-67 is the source of this 1849-nucleotide messenger RNA. The record is from the annotation of a GenBank genome assembly. NCBI's taxonomy places the organism in Eukaryota, Viridiplantae, Streptophyta, Zygnematophyceae, Desmidiales, Closteriaceae.
UCCACCGCACUUGCUGCCUGAAACACCACCGUCUGCUCCCUCUAGUCCGAUUCCUGGAACCGUCCAUGUGUACUUGAGUGUCUCUCUAGCCGUCCAUUGGCGAAUAAGAUCGCCCUGCCACUACUUCAGCUGCUCAAGCUGGUCAGCCAGCUGCAUCGCCGCCCCUGUCCCCGCCGGCCGAUCGCUACUACUAAUUUUCCCUAUCUGAGCCAUAACCUUUUCCAUCCGUGCAGCUACACGAUCCGCGUUGCAAAAUGCCACGUUCCAAGAGCCUUUAUUCAGGUGGUGCCAGUCGCAUAUGCUUGUGUCGUCCGGCCAUGGUAGAUAGCGUGGGGUCGCGUCGUGCGACCACUCUCCCUCCUGGUCAAUACACUCGAAUCUCUCCAGGAAGCUCCAGAUCUUUGUGGGAGAAUCCAGCACAGAACCCGGGAUUUGGGCCCAGAGGAUCGGCAGAGGGUUGGAGGGAGGAGGGUUAGUGAGGGGAGGGCCAUCAGCCUGAGGCAAAGAGCCUGUGAUGGAUGAGAGCACGGCGGGAAGUAAGGGAGGGCCAGCCGAGGCGAGUGGAGAGCGAGAGUCGUCAGGAGUAUGGUGAGAAUCGGCGGUCGUCGUUUGAUCACGAUACGUUAAUAGGUCAGCUUGACCCGGAGAUUGGGACUGGAUAACCCAGCCAGUAUGUAAUCUCCCGGACUCAACUGUUGCUGGCUCGGAGGACGCUGCCGGCUCGGACUCGGAGGAUGCUGCCGGCUCGGACUUGGAGGACGCUGCCGGCUCCGGCUCGGAGGAUGCUGCCGGUUCCGGCUCGGAGGACGCUGCCGGCUCCGGCUCGGAGGACGCUGCCGGCUCCGGCUCGAAGGACGCUGCCGGCUCCGGCUCGGAGGACGCUGCCGGCUCCAGCUUGGAGGACGCUGCCGGCUCCAGCUCGGAGGGCGCUGCCGGCUCCAGCUCGAAGGACGCUGACAGCUCCGGCUCGGAGGGCGCUGCCGGCUCCGGCUCGGAGGACGCUGCCGGCUCCGGCUCGGAGGGCGCUGCCGGCUCCGGCUCGGAGGACGCAGCGGACUCCGGCUCGGAGGACGCUGCCGGCUCGGGCUCGGAGGAUGCUGCCGGCUCGGGCUCGGAGGACGCUGCCGGCUCGGGCUCGGAGAACGCUGCCGGCUCGAACUCGGAGGAUGCUGCCAGUUCAGACUCCGAGCCAGCCCAGUCUGCCACUGCUUGACCACGAUCUGCUUGUACCGCGAGUCCUCGAUUGCCAUGGUCGGCUUGACUCAAACGCAGAGAAUCAUGCGACCGAACCCAGUCACCAAAGAGUCGCCCGGAUUCAACUAUUGCUGCUGAAUCGGCUACUAGUGUCGCCGACGGCACGGGUUCCACGAGAACCUUGGACGAAGCAGUUACUACAGUGGCGAAAUGUGGCGACUUUGGCAAAGCGGAGAGAAUCUGGUCCUGACUCAGGAGGAGAGGAGAGGAUCGGCGGUCCGGCGAGAGCGAGAAUGGCAGAACAGCGAGAGCUAUCAUAGCGAAGACAGAUUGAACAAUGCCAUUGGCUGCUCGCCUAACUUGGGGCUUUGCUGUCGCUUCUUCAGAUCCUAAAAUCAUAUUACGGAUUUUGCAGGCGUCUGUCGGUAGCUUGCACGGUCGCGGUGCCAGUGGCUAAGAUGCUACUCCAUAUCCCAAGUCUAUAUGUAACAAGACAGAUGCGAAAUCGUCACUCCCGAUUUCGCCAACUCAACUCAAUUUGAUUUCGAGGUCGAAACCCAUCCUCGGAACAGACCCUUGGGCAAUUCGAAGGUUGAACGCAACCUCGAAUUGUUCAACCAGUCAAUCUGAGUUUCCAACCUUGGGAACAACUACA